Molecule: messenger RNA, 1458 nt
Organism: Closterium sp. Naga37s-1
Lineage: Eukaryota; Viridiplantae; Streptophyta; Zygnematophyceae; Desmidiales; Closteriaceae
Source: the annotation of a GenBank genome assembly
AUGUUUCUCCGCAAGAAGAGCUCGCUGACGUCCAACAUCCUGGGCCGGCCGCCGGCUGACAUCCGCGACAAGUUUCUGAUGGGGAAGGAGCUGGGCAAGGGGCAGUUCGGCGUGACUUACCUGUGCACGGACAAGGUCACGGGCGAGCAGCUCGCGUGCAAGUCGCUCGCCAAGCGACGGAUUGGGUCCAAAGAAGAGGUUGAGGAUAUCAGGAAGGAGAUCGCCAUCAUGCACCAUCUGGGCGGCCACCCGCACAUCGUGCAGCUGCGAGGCGCCUUCGAGGACAAGCACAACGUGCACAUCGUCAUGGAGCUCUGCGCGGGCGGCGAACUCUUCGACCGCAUCGCCGCCCGGGGCCACUACAGCGAGCGGGCGGCAUCAUCCCUCUUCAAGACCAUGAUGGGGGUGGUCGACCACUGCCACCAGAACAACGUGAUUCACCGGGACUUAAAGCCCGAGAAUUUUCUUCUCGCGGAUCGGAGGGAGGAUGCGCCGCUGAAGGUGGCGGAUUUCGGGCUGUCGUCGUUUUACAAGGAGGGGGAGGUGUUUACUGAGACGGUGGGGAGUGCGUUCUAUGUGGCGCCCGAGGUGCUCAAGGGGAAGUAUGAGAAGGCGUGUGACGUGUGGAGCUGCGGAGUCAUUCUCUACAUCCUGCUCAGUGGCACCCCGCCCUUCUGGGGAGACACGGAGAAGCAGAUCUUCCAUCAGGUGCUCAAGGCGACCCUGGACUUUGCAGCGGACCCCUGGCCACAGGUGUCAGACUCGGCCAAGGACCUCGUCAAGCGCAUGCUGCACCCCGACCCCUCCCUUCGCAUCUCCUCUGCUGACGUGCUCCGCCACCCGUGGCUGUCUCACGAGAAGCAGUCUGACAAGCCGCUGGGAGAGGCGGUGCUGAAGCGAAUCAAGAACUUCUCUGCUGCGAACAAGAUGAAGAAGCUGGCGCUCAAGGUCAUCGCGUGCAACCUGAGCCGGGAGGAGAUCCUGGGGCUGAAGAAGCUGUUCAAGGGGAUGGACAAGGACAACAGCGGCAGCAUCACGUUUUCUGAGCUCAAGACCGGCAUGCAGAAGCUGGGGAAUCCCAUGUCGGAGGAGCAGCUGCAGCAGAUCAUGGAAGCGGCGGACAUGGACCACAGCGGCACCAUUGACUACACGGAGUUCAUCACAGCAACGAUGCAGAUGAACAAGGUGGAGAAGGAGGAGCACAUCUGGAAGGCCUUCCAGCACUUCGACCGCGACGGCAGCGGGUUCAUCACAGUUAGCGAGCUGAGGGACGCCCUGGCGAAUGAGGACAUGCUGGAGCCAGGGGAGCUGGAGCAGAUCAUUGAAGAGGUGGACACGGAUAAGAGCGGCACGAUUGACUACGAGGAGUUUGCAGCCAUGAUGAGGAAGCAAGACCAGGAUGUAGCCGGUGCGCAGAAGCAGAGGCGGACCCGUAGCAUUGGUGCUGACUACUACUGA